ACACUGUUUGCGCGGACGGUGCACCGCCGCGGCGUGACGCACGACAAACGCGUUCGGGGCGCUAUCGUCGCGCGGCCAGACAAACUUCCGCCGAAUAUUAUCGGAACGACAACACCGCCGGCCGUUUAAAUAUAGCCGCGGACGCGACACGACGACCUAGGAAGAUUGAUUCCUCCGCACGUCAUUAUCGAGCCAUCGAACGCGUCGGCACUUCACUCGCCUGCACAAUGGACGCGUGUUUUAGCGCCUUCGACAAAGACGGGUAAUAAUUGCCAAUCGCAUCUUAUUUCGUUUCUCCCUGUAAUUUUCGUUUUCACCGUUGCCCUGCCCGCGGUUUCCGUUUUACGCUGUUAACAAUAACGAUUGUCUUUCGUGUUAUUUUUUUUUCACCGCGGAAUAAGUGGCCCAGAUGUUAUUCCGAUAUAUUUUUAGAAUCUGAAAAUUCCCAGAACGUAUUUUACCGCACAUAAUCGUCGUGUUUUGAGAUCUGCGAUCGUCGACACGUGUUGUCCGUGUCCGUUUAAUUUGCGUCGUUCGCAGUGUUUACCAUUUAAUAUUAAGAUUAGAUUAGUUAGAUUAAGAACGUGCUACGUGCAUUCCAAUGAGAAAGUUACACAUUAUGCGUGUUUUGUUUUUAGGAUACCCACUGUAAAAUUUACAACUUAUUGUUGAGGUGGAUACACACUUGAACAUUUCGGCGUAAUGCAAACGCUGUAAUGCAGUAACGUGUGUUUGUGUUUGUGCUCGUGUUCGCGCUCGUGUUCACUAUUCGUAUAUUACCUCGAUCACAAAACCGAAUGUAUUGUACGCUAUAAAUCCAUCACUUUGUUCACCAAACGUCCGAGUGAAUGUGCGUAACGUAUCAUCAAAAUGUCUAAUUUAAAAGUUAGUGCUGUUUUCAUUUUAAUGUAUAGUGUUAUCGACAAAAAUAAAAAAAAACAAAGGCGAAGGUCUACUCGAGUCUUCAUCCUUAAGGGUCAUUUAAAAGAAAUUUUAAACCAGUGGAGCGACCACGUCCGAAUGAUACAGUGAAGGUCGAUUCCCACAUAUUAGUGACGUGAUAGUACCGUAGCCGGAAGUGUUCAGUGUCAUCCGUGAUCCAUUUUUCACAGUCAUCCUCACAGUACCUUUCCGUCAUUCCGUGUCGGUGCUCUCCCGUGAUCAGUGAUCUCUUAGAAGGCAAAAAGUAAAAACGCAGUUUUGACGAGAGUUUUUUUGUGUUGUAAAAUAUUUGCGUCAUGAAUGAUCAAAAAAUACGUUUUGGCUCAGUCUAAAAUAUUCAUAAAAUUCUACUAUUCAAGAGUUUGCAGGAGCAAGACGCAUUGGACUUUGACUUUUCGUCAUGUUGUCAAAAAUCAUAGAGAAAUAAGAUUUAAAAAAAAAAAAAAAUGAUGAUCGAAAUCGACGCGUGAGAUAUUUUCCCGUAAAGCGUGUUUUUGAGCAGAAUAACAGGUCGCGUGUAAUUUAGAUUUACUAAGCAAGGCCGGAUUUUAGUUGUUAUAAUAUAAUAUAUGGACGAGCUGUACCGAGAAAAACUCGAUGGGCCGCUUAUAAGUACAUUUCGUUCAAAAAGUUUUAUCGAGAUUCCCAACAGGUUUUUCUAAAAAAACCGACAACAAAUGGCAAUAAUAUACUGAUUCAGCCAGAUGUAUACUCGAUUUGGAUUUUCAAAUAGUUUCAAUUUUUAAUUUCACACUGAAAAAUUUCGCAUUUUUCGUUUUAAUUUCUGUUGGUGCUCUUUCAGUGAAAUCGUCCGACCUUCAAUUUAACCAGUUUGCCAGUUCAGGUUUCAAAAUCAUUUUUUUGUUUGCAACGAUUUUUACAUCGUUUUUUUUGAGUACCCCUAUAAACUAAAUUAUUUGCACUUUUUUUUUUCAUAAUAAUAAUAUUUAGAACCGGGUAUUGAUUACUUGUUCCUACUGCAUAGGUAAUAAUAAUAUUAUAAUAAUAAAUGUUGUUGUUGUGCCAACGGUUGAAAUCGAUAUACGAUAUCUCGCUGCAUUGUCGCGGGUUUCGGUGCCGUGUCGACCACAGUAAUUUGUUCCAGACGAAAAUAAUUUUUUACCGGAUUAUAAUAAUUACUACGUGAUUAUUCGGCGAGAAGGACACUGCGAGUACCUAAAUAGGUUUCACCUACGUUAUUUUUAUUCCUCAAAUUUUAUAUACGUACGUGUUGUAUGGCCAGUUGCGAAAAUGGGUUACACUCGCAUUUUUACCGAUGGGUGUCUAAUAAUUAAGAAAUCCUAUGUAUUGUGUACAACUUAAACGAUUAUAGUUGCAGCGAUAUCAUCACCAUAGGGGUACACACCUGUAUAAUACAAUAUUAUGAAUACCUCACUACUUAUAACCUCUCUACUUCUCUCUACACGAACACGUCCGAAUCAACUUCUGACAACUGCUGCAGCUAGUGACGAUCGAUCGUUUUUGUUCGAUAGAAUUGCUCUUUUAAAUCGUCAAACAUAUUAUUAUUAAUUAUUAUAGUAUAUUAUACCGUCUAUACCAUUGAAUUACAAUUUUGUUUUAUGCUCGGGAAACGAAAAGUACUGACUAUUCGUCGCGACCGCCCUAAGGUGUCUACAACUAUGUAGACACAUGCAUGGGCGGAAGGUUCUUCAUUGGGGGGAAGUCAAGGAGGAGACAUUUAUAUUAUACAUUUAUACAUAAAAUAUUAAAAUGUAUAUAAAUACUUUGAAAAAGAAAGGUAAGAUAAUGGGGACGGGUGCAGCCACUGGUGUAGGUGGAAAGUUAAGAAGGUAUGAUAUAAACGGGAAUUUAAUGUAUAUCUAAAAGCAACGAUAAACCAUUGAUUACGAAAAAAACGAGAUUCUGAGCGGAAUUCAGUUGAUAGUGAUGCUUUGUCAACAAUAUACAUAUCAUUUUGUAGUAAAACAAUUAAAUAGGCUUUAUAUAUUUUCUUUAAUAAAAUUUGUUUAAUUUAGUCCAAAUUUUUCCAGUUUUCCUACAUUUUUCUCGGUUUUCUCAUGUUUUAUUCCGGUUUCAUUUGCUGGGAAAACUCUUGGGAAAAUCGAAAAAUGACCUAUCUAAUGUACCUCCCUAGUGAAAUUUCCUUUUAAAUACUUUUCUAUCAUUAAAAGUUGGAGCGAAAUUGCUGGUUGAAAAGUUGUGCACAGAAAAAAAGGAAGGCCGUAAUAUAUUUUAACUAAUACCUACAUUUUUUAUAUUUUCCCGUUUUUUUUAAUUUUUCAAAUUUGAUGAGAAAACUCUUGAAAAAAUUAAAAAAUGGCCUCCCUAAAAGUACCUCUCCACGCCGAUUUUCUUUAAGAAAAAACACUAUACGUAGAAAUCCGAGCAAAUCUUCUGGUAGAAAAGUUGUGCACCGAUAAAAAUAAAAUCUUUGUAAUACUAUAAGCUUCUUCGCUCUACUCAGAAUCUAAAAUCGAUGAUUAUAUAUUAUGGUAUAGGAUUAUUUUCAAUAGUGGUUAUUGACGACAUAAUUGGAAAAUCAAAAUAACAUGGGCGAUUUUACGAAUUAGCAGAAUCAUUGAUUGAUAAAUAAUAUUAUAAUUAAUGUAUAAGAGUAUACGAUUAGAUAUUAUUUGUUAUCUACACAUCAUAUUGACAUAAUAUUAUAGUAUAUUUAAUCUAUUAUGCUGUUCGAUAUUGAAUCCGGCUUUGGGAUUGUUAACUAAAUGUAACACAAUUAAACGUUAAUCGUUCAACAGUUUGUUAAAGACAAAGACAAGAUAAUAAACUAUCAGCAUACGCAGUGUCUUUAUUCGUUGUUUAAUUUUAAUUGACGUGAUUUGUAUUAAUUGACAUGAAGUGAGGUUCAGUUUCAAUUUAUUAGAAAUUAAACUACAUACCCUAUUCUUAGUUUAAUAAAUAAUUAUAUAGUUAUGAUUAAUACUAUUGUAUAGGAAAGAGGAAUAUCGUCUUAUAAUAUUAUGCUACGUAAACUUACAUAUAGCAGUUAAUAGAUUAACAGGAAGGUAAAUAUUUUUGAAAAAAUACAAUGUCCCAACCCAGAAUUUUCGACGGUGAACGCUCUUGACUACUUAACGAAAUAAAUUAUUUUUUCUGCCUGUCUCGCGCGUUAUACUCGUAUGUAGCGGCAAAUGCUACUUUCGCGAUUGCGACUCUGAGUUCCGGGUAAAGGGACCUAUUAUUAUAAUCAUUUUUGAAUAAGUGCAGAUUAAAGGUUAAAAUUAAGACAGUUAAUUUAAAUUAAAACAUUCAUAGUAUAUUGAUAAAAAUUCCCUAGUAAAUGCUGUUCUUUAUUAAGCGAAAGUUUACUAUGAUGUGUGUUUUUUUUUUCUAUUUGUAAAUAACUUUUUGAGAAGAAAACUUGCUUUGCAAUAUUAAAUGCAGUUUUCUGAAAAUUUGAUCUAGUUGAUGCAUUAGAGAGAUCAUUUAUCGAUUUUCAAAAUAUUUGGAAUAUCUGGAAACAAAAUUAUAAUUGAAACGGCAAAUAUUUAUGGCACACUUCGGCGUUGCCAAUCUCAUUGUUUUUAAUUUUUACAAACUAUGUUUUAUAUCAGAAAUGAUGAUUUAAUCAAAAAAAUGCCAAGAGACCUUUUUGUUGCAUGUUUAAUGUAGUUAGUGAGUAAGUAUUUUGUUUUUUUUAUUUUCCAAAUUGUUUUCAUAGUUUGAGUACUAUGUGAAUAUCAUUGUUUAACCUACCAGAAAUUCUUGGAAAUUUAAUAAAAUUUAAAAGUUCAUUAAGUACUUAGUGGUAAAAAAAAAAAGACUAAUGCGGUUAUUUUUUUUUAUAAUUGAGGAUCAAAUUUUAAAGAAAAUCCCAAAUAUUUUACUGCCUUAUAAAUCAUGUAUAAACGAACUUCACUCAGAAUCGUUUUUCGUUAGCAAUGGUUUAUCGUUGCUCACAAAUAUAAACUAAAUAACUAUGUUUCUUACCUUCCUAACUUUCCACUUACAACAGUAGACCUAUCAGUAGUAUUAGCUCCUUUCAUAAUUAAUGUAGGUAUGUUAUAACUUACACUAUAACCAUAUUUUAAUAAUUACUACUAUUUAAACAUGUAUUUUCUUUUCAUUCUUUAAGGUCAAAUUUCGAAUAAAUCCUUUCUUAACGGUUGUUUAUAAUUUUUAUAAGAAAAUCCUACACAAAAAUGUUAAGUUUCUAGACCCAGUGGUUUCAGCUAUAUAUUUUUCUAUCCCGCACGACGUAGCCCAUGCACAUUGAAUAAAAAAAAAAAAAAAAAGAAAAAAAAAACGUGUUUUCAUGAUUUCACCCCGUACGUUUCACAGUUUAUCGUUGUUGCGCAGUUAUUUAUUUAUUUACUUUUUUUUAAGGGUAUUAUUUAUCCUUUGACAACCGAAUUAACUAAUAAUAACUUUUUUGUAUAUCCAUGUUGCCAAAGUAACUUAUAAAUCAACAAAAUUAAUUGGGUUUUCGUUCCAAUAUUAUAAAAAACCCUACAACAGCCACCCUUUAAUUAGUAAAUAUCCUUUGUGUUAUUAUAGAACAUGUUCUAACUAUGCGCUAAAUUUCAUCAAAAUCCGUUCAGUCAUUUUGGUGCGAUUAUGUUACAAAUAUAUAAAAUAAUUUACAAUAGUGAAUUGUAUAAAGUUUCGUAUAGUAGGUGUGUACUUCCUGUGCACUUAUAAAUAAUGGAUUUAAUAUGUAUUGUACAACUAACUGGCUUUAUGUUUUUUUUAGCUUUGUUGUUAUUUAGGUUAUAAAAUAAUAUUAUUUAAAUGUAUUUUUUUAAAAAUCGCUAUGCAUCAUACUUCCAACAAUUUAAUUUCAAUUAGUAACAAUUAUUUAUGCAUCACGGUACGCCUACGGGUAUGACUCACUCAUUUGUCCUGUUUUUCCUGUAAAAUCACGUGAAUGUAGAGUACUACAGCUACGUAAUUUGAUUUUUCUUUUUCUUUUUAUUCAAAAUAAGGCUUCAAUAGCAAAGAUAAUUAGCCAUUAGACAUUACAUAUUACAAAUUUUAGGAGCUAGGUUUAGAAAUUGCUGUAUCACAUAUUACAUAUUUUAUAGGUUAAGUUAGAUUUCAAUUUACUAUAAUUUGUGAAUGCAAUGAUUUUCGAAAUUUGACUUUCAUCAAGUUUUUCAAUUAUGUUGGGUGGUAUGUUUAAGUCUGUGCGUAUUAAAGUUUAUUGUGUGCACUCCUUCAUUAUAUAUUUGAUAGUUAGUGAGUGCUUUGUAACAUGUAUUACAUUUAGAUUGAGGCUCUUUACUAAUUAAGUAUGAGUGUGUGCCAGAGGAGGUCCAUUUCUGAUUUGGGUGAUUGAUAUAAUAUUUUCGAGUUUAUUAUUCGGUUGGUACUGAAUUCCAAUGAUUUUUCUAUUAUAAGAGGAUUUGGUUUUUAGUUAAAAAAUUGUAUAUCACUAGUGAGUAUGUUAUUUAUUGUGGAGUUGGAAUAUUCUUCGUUUCAAAGUUGGCAUACCAUAUUUGUCUACUACGUUUCCAGCAAUACCGGUGUGGGAAUACGGUGUUUUAUUUUUGUUCGGAUUAAUGUUACCCGAGUGUUUGAAGGUAAUUUUAUGUUUUGAAGAUGGACUUUUAAGUGCUAAUAAGAUACUUAGGGAGUCAUUGAUUAUUAGUAUGUCGUUUGAUUCCAGAAAGUUAGCAAGUUUUAUCCCUUCAUAUAUAGUUUGAUUAUUUUCUUGUGUAUAUAUAUAGGGGUAAAUUGUAUUGUAAUUCAGUUAAACAUAUUCAUAGAGACUUGAAAUUUUAACAAAAAACAUAUAUUUGCUUUUCCUGGACGUGGUCAAAACUUUUUUUGGACAUUUUUGGAUUGUUUAGAAGUAUUUAAUAUUUGUGAGUUUUUAUUUGGUAAGUUGUAUUUGGAAUUUAGAUAUAAUUUUUUUAUCAAUGAAAUGGUCAGAAAUGCUUGAAAAUUGUACAAGAAGUUCGUUAUAAGUUGUACUCGGUAAAAAAUAAAAAAUAAGUAUAUAGUGUAAUGUAGUAUUUUUUUUUUUUAAAUGGUUUUAAGAUAAAAUCAUAAAUAUUAUGGCCUUUUAAAUCAUCCCACACAGCAUGGAAUAAUAAUAAUAUAUGUUAAUAUUUAUAAUAUGAUUCAUAUACCUAGAUGAUACGAGAAAAACUAUAUAGUUAUUGUACAAUUUUCAACACAAUAUUUAAUGUAAUUUAAUAUUUGUCUUAAUAAAAUAAAUUUCCAUUAUUAUAGAUACAUAAUGAAUAAUAUAAAGGCAUAUAACUUUAUGUACUACAAGCAUAUAAACAAAAAGACAGACAUACGCUUCGCACGAGGGGUGGGCCACUGUAUAGAUGAGAAGUUAGAAAGAUGGGAUAUAGAGGGGAAUUUAAUUUAUAUCAGCUAUACGCAACUAUAAACCACUGUUAACGAAAAACGAUUCGAAACGAAGUUUCUUUUAUAUAUAUACGUACAUUUUCCCGUUUUUUUCCCAAAUAUGAAAACUAUGUAUCUUACCUGAUCUUACGUUUUUUUUUUUUUUUGGCAUUUUAGAUUCUAGAAGCGAUGUUAGGAAUUUAUUGGUUUUAAUAUAUUUUUGUGUGUGUUUACGGUCUGUGAACAACUUAUUCACCAAAAAUCUUACUCCGAUCUUCAAGAAUAGCAUCUUUUUUUAAAUCAGACUUUGUCCAGUUGGUAUAUUGAGGGGGUAUAACGUGAACAUUUACUCAAUAACGGUUACGUAUUAUUUAUGUGAUUCGGUAAAAAAUCGUAAAAACCUGAAAUUUUCAUUAAACAUUUAUAUUAGCCUUUUCUAGAAUUGGUCAAAUUUUCAAAAUAUUCUGCUAAGUUGUUGAACCAUUUAUAGGCAUUACCGAGAUCAAUAAUACAAAUAAUAAAAAUUAAUAUUAUUAUUACAUGAUCAUUUUGAACAUUAAAUAAUAUUAAUACAGCAUAUUAUUGUUUUCGUAUAAGAACAAUAUGUAUAAUUAAAUAUUAUAUUAUUUUAUAGCAUAUUUAUUCGUCUUUAAAUACACUAGAUAAGUAUAGACAUUUAUUGAACCUUGAAGGGUAUUGAUUUUACAUAUUGUAUAGGUGCCUAAUUUCUUGGCAACAGCUAGGCUAAAAAAACUUUUCCAUGUAGUCGUAGGUGAUAAUCGAUGAUUACUGAGCAUCCUAUAUAUAUUACGUUCAAGGUGGUAUAAAACAAACAAUUUAGUUUUAUUAUUCGUGAUUCAAUUAUGACGGGGUGAUUUACGAAAAAAGUAAAAACGCCGUUGUUGUUUUAGGAUAGACUUUAAACAAGGUUCUAUAUUAAUCGUAUUAUAUCAUCGAACAAACACUUUGACGCGUGCAUUUUUGUAUUUUGUUUUAAAUUUUUGCAUGCAUUCAAAAUAAUUCGAGUACGUAUAAUAAAUGUCGGUAAACUCUUAAGUCUCUAAUACUUAAUUGAAUGUAUUAAUAACUAUCUACUAAGUACUGGUAUUUCCUAAUAUCAUCUAAAAAAGGGUAUGCCAUGCUAUGCAUAACCCGAUAAAAUAAAGUAGAAAUUUAUGGACGUUGGUUUGAGUUAAGUAUUCAUUAGGCUCUUUCCCCUCAAGUUUUGUCAAUUCUGCCGCUAUGUAAAUGUUCCUCGAGUCCCUCGUAGAAGCGGGUGGAAUGCAUUUUCGUAUUUUCGUUUUAGUUUAAUUCGGUAACAUGGUUUGCAAAAAUUUUAAAUGACAUGGGGUCUGAUAUUAAAACCCGACAUGGCGUGCGGUGGUGAGACGUAUUGCGGUUGUAGUUUUGGAAAAAAAAAACAAAUAUGUUUGCUUAAUACUAAAAAGCAUAUUAUACCUAAUUAAAUUUUAUUAAUAUACAUCUGUAUUGAAACACAUUUUUUUUGUCAUUUGUUUCUGGAAGUCAAAAAUGUUGACAUCAAAAUUUAUUUAUAAUAGCACUCCGUCUUUUUAUACAAUUUAUAAUGUAGGUUCUCAUUUGAGAAACCAAAGUUGGCAUCACCACAGGUUGUUGUGAGAUAUUUAAAUAUUCGAAAAUAUCGACUUUAACUACCACUUAAGAAUUCGAAAAUUCAGAAUUUGAAUAUUUGCAAAAUUUAACCAAUUAAAUAGGGUGAGCGCGCUUAGUGAAUCACACUGUAUAGGUAUAUUGCAGAAAGAUAAAACUGUAUGUAUUAUUGUGAUUUAAUUUUAAAAAUCAUGUAUAUUUCAAUAUCAGACGUAUUUGUUAAUUUUAUGUAACUGUGCAUACAAAUUUUUAGAGCAGCGUUUUUUAAUUAUUCGAUUGAAAAAAAAACAUGGAUAGGAUAAUUAUCGUAAUAAAGAUAAUCAGAUAAAAUCGUAAUAAUUGUUUAUUAUAAUUUUUAAAAAUGACUUGAAGUCAGUGUUUCCAAACAUAGAAAUAAUUUUGAGGAUUUAUAUUUCAACACUUGCCACUAACUGUACUGCGGAAAAAUCAUUUUCUUCUUUAAAGCGGAUAAAAACUUUAUUUGCGUUCAAAAUUAGGACAAGUAAAAAUUAAACUCUGGCGGUUUUGUCGGUUGAAAGUGGAAUUACACAUGAAAUACAAUUUGAAGACAUAAUUCAAACUUUCGCAGAAAGAAAGCAAGAUGCAAAUAAAUGAAAUAUUUUUUUAUUUUUUUCUCAUUUGCUAUAUAUUUUAUAAUAAUAAUAAGUACAUACUCAUUUUUAAAUUUGAUUAUUAUUUGCUAUUUUUUUUUUUUAAUAAUAUAAUUUAAAUUUGAUUGAACACAUUAGUUUGUUUAAUGAACCUAUGAAUCUAAUUAUAUCUAUAAAAUAAUUAUAUUUAAUUGGUAGGGUAAAUUUAUUUGAAAACAUAAUGAUAGAUUAUAUUUUAAUAAAUAUUGUAUUAGUAUACUAUUUCCUUGAUUAGACCAGUUUAUGGAUAUAACUAGUAAUUAUUGUUUAGUAUCAUUCUAUCUUAUUUUUUCGAACCUAUAUAUAUAUAUAUGAUUUAUUCUUUUUAGUAGUUAUGUUAAAUAAGUAUUUAAAAAUACGUUUUCUCAUUGAUAAGUUUAAUGGGGUGACAAAAUAAAAUUUGCCCAGGGGCGGCAAUUGUGUAAAUCCGUCUCUGGUCUUGACAUUCUCACUUUUGAAAAUUUGUUUUUAUUAUUAUUAUUCAUAGUCUUUUGGGGUUUAAAAAUCUGAUAGAUCUGGUUUUAGAUAUUUUGUUUACCUAUCCGUAAACUUUGCAACUAUUGUCGAGAAUAUUUUUAUUUAGGUUCAAAAAACGAUUAUGUGUUAUUAUUAUUAUCAGUUAUUCUUUUUUAUGGUUUGUACGUGUAUAACCUUAUUUCUAUAUAUUUCUGUAUAUGUAUUAUAUUUUUAUGUAGCAAGAUCGUUGACAUUAAAUUUAGUUUAAAAGUUAUUUUAUAUCUCCGUUUAUUAAAUUAUUUUAUGAAUCUGUACAACAUUAUUGAUGUAUCAUUUUCUGAAUUAAUUACUCGAUCGUUUACCUUAAAUUAGGUGUACAAUAAAAACUAAGUAGGUAGUAUAUUUUAGUUUUGCCUAUUAUACUGGUUCCAAAUUUAAUUCAGUAUAAUAAAUAGUUUUUAAAAAAAAAAAACAAUAUUAAAAUGUUAAAACGUUUAUUACGAAUACCAUAUAAUUUAUUGGCGUUUUUUUUCGUCUUAAACUACCCAUAAUAGUAAAAUUGGUUCUUAGAUUUUGUGCAAACAUUUUAAAGUUCGGGGUAUACAUAGUAAAUUUGGCACAUAACUGUAAAAUAUUUAUUGUUCUGAAAAUUCAUUUUCAACUUUUAUACAUAACGCGGUUAUAUGUGAACAUCUAACGUUAAACCUAGCUCGUGUAUUUCAUUCUACGCACACUGUUGUCAUUUGAACACUCCAAAGCACAUAAUUUACAAUUAGGCUAUUCUUCAAAAUCUAAAAUCAACCAUACAAAUUUCUAACCAAGUCGGUACUAUUGUUGGUAUUUAAACACCUAAUAAAUUGUAAUAAUAAGGCAAACAAUAAUAUUUUUUCGUGUAAUAUUUCUUUUAUAACUAUUUUAAAUAUAUAUUUGAUUAUUUUAAUGUCCGCAUACAUUUAUUGAAACAUAAUAAUUUCGUAAUACACACUACUUAUAUGUUAUUGUAAGUAUUUACCAAAUAUCGUCGAAGGGCGUCCGCUUUCAAACGAAAAAUUCCACAAAUUUGGAAUUAACAUUAUAUUGAAUUUUUAUACUAGGAGUUAGGACGUUUAGUACACCUGGUAUAUAACCAUAUUGUAUUAUUUGAAAAUAACGCCAAUAUUCUUUACAACUAAACUAUAUCUUUCGUAUUACAGCGAUGGUUAUCUAAACAUCGAAGAGUUCGACGGCAUUUGCAAAGGACUUUUCCGGAACGACCGCGGAAUCGUGUAUAGUCUCGACGAGCACACGCUCAAACACAUAUUUAAUAUAUUCGAUACGAAAAAAGUUAGUAUUUGUAUUAUUAAUAGGUCAAAUUUCGGGGUGGUAAUUAUCAUAUUUUUUUUUUUUUUAAAUCGGUUUUAAUAUUUUUCAAAUUCCAGGAUGGCCUGAUUGAUAGACAAGAAUUCACAACCUGUUGGAACAAAUGGAUCAAAACGGUACAUCAAUACAAAAAUGAUACAAUUUAAUCAAAAAAUAUAUAAUAUAUAACCCAUAUUACUAUUUGGUUCGAAACUUAUUGCACUUAAAAUCCAUAAAUUAUUUAUUAAGCCGUGUAAAAAGCCCAUAAAAAAAUAUUUAAAUGCAAAAAUUGUUGAAGGGCUUAAAAUUUCCCUCUAUUAGCUAUUCGUUAGACUAACUUAUUAAAUACAAUUCUGUAACUCCUCAAAUUUAUUACCACGAAGUAAUUUUUUUAGUGUUAGAAAAUUGUAUUUAAUAAGUUAGAACUGUUAAGUGGAGGAGUUUUUAACACUACUACCCUUUUUGCCUUUUUCAAAUAUUUUUUAUGUGCUUUUCAGAAGUUUUUAAGUAAUAUAGCAUCUGUGCUAGAGCUUAAUUUACGUAUUUGUUCAGUCCGUUAAAAACAUCCAUUGUAUUGAUUAUUAAUUUACAGAUCAUUAGACCCGUCAACAUAUUCCUCAUUAUCGAUGUUCAAAACGAUUUCAUAUCCGGUUCAUUAAACAUAAGCAAUUGUUCAGCACAACAAAACGGCUUGGAGGUAAGAAUAAUGGAAUUCACGCAUAAAAAUGCUGUCCUAGGAUAUUGGGGACGGGCUCAACCAACCACUGUUGUUGGUGAAAAGUUGAAAAGGUAGGAUACAGAAGGGAAUUUAAUACAUAUAUAUAACGAUAAUCCGUUGCUAACGGAAAAAUGACUCUGAGUGGAGUUCAAUGGAAUCAAUUAAGUGAUCUUUUGUCAAUAAUAUAUAUGUCAUAUUAUGAUAAAAUAAUUUAAUAAGCAUUAUACAUUUUCUUUAAUAAUAUUUGUUUAAUAUUGUACCAUUUGUCCUAAUUUUCCCAUGUUUAUCCCGGUUUUCACAUUUGCUAAGACAAGUGCUAUAAUUGUAAAUCUGAGCAAAAUUGCUGGUAAAAUAGUUGUUCACAGGAAAAAUGAAGGCCAUAGUUUUUUUUUACUAAUGCAUUUCGUACAUUUUCCCUUUUUAACUCUGUUUAUUUUCGAUUUUUCGCUUUUGUUGAGAAUAUUCCAGAGAAAAUUUAAAAAUGACCUCCUUAAAGUACCUCCCCACACCAAUUUCCUUUUAGUAAACGUGCUACACUUAAAAAUCGGAGCAAGAUUUCUGGUAAAAAAGUUGUCUGAAGAUAAAAAAAAAAAUAAACAUCUAUGUAAAACCAUAAGCUUAGUCGCUCCACUUUAUAAUAUUAUUAAAUUUGUAUUUGUUUUAAAUGAUAUAUUUCGAUCAGUUUAUUUGGCGUUAUUAUUCUCGCAUAGACUACGGUGAUCAUUAGCAACGAGGAUACUAUUGAAUGAACAUUAGUUGAAAUGUUGUAUAGGUAAUUAAAUAUUAUAGUGAACGGAUUUCAAAACUAGCAUCUGCAGAUCAUUUAAAUGAAUAUAUUUUCUUAUUUACAUGUUUAACCGAACACCACUGUUACAGAAUUGCAUGCGGAAAUUAUAAUAUAGAUUGAGUUGUGUGUGCUGUUUUUUUUUUUUUAAUUUAAGAUUCUAUGAACAAAUUUUCUCUUGGAAAUACUAAUAAUUUUUGAUUAUUUUUUUCACGUAUUCAGGUCAUCGAGCCCAUAAACCAUUUGUUGGACACUGUAAAUUUCGAUUCUGUGUUUUAUUCAUACGAUUGGCACCCGACCGAUCAUAUAUCGUUUAUUGAAAAUCUGUCACUGCGUCCCGUGGACCCAUCGUCGCCGGUAAAAAAAAGAAGAAUCACUCAAAUGUUAUAGGUAACACUAUUAAUAAUAGGUAUAUUGUGUGGCUCGUCUUUCAGAUAAAAGCAGAUAACGCACAACUGUACGACACAGUUGUGUUUGAAGGAUCUCCGAAGAUAAAACAGCGUCUGUGGCCGAAGCACUGUGUUCAAGACUCAUGGGGCGCUCAACUCUACAAAGACUUAAAGGUAAUUGUUACUAUAGUAUUCCCUAUAUAAUAUCUACUAAGACUCGCAGAAUUGCUUGUAACUGCAUUGAAGGUUCAUCAAAUUAUUUUUUACCAUUUUAAUUAUCAAAAUAGAAUAAAAGUAAACUAUUUAUAUAUUUAUUUAUUUAUAUUGCAAUACAAUUAAAUAUAUGAAUUGAGAGAAUAUUCAGUUAACAAAAAUGUCCACUCACUUUUUUCCUUUCGUACUGUUUAAGCUUCCCUGUGAUACUAAUAUACCAAUUAUGUAUGCCCCCCUUCUUUAGAGCACAUGCAUUGGUACUUGGUAAUCUACCUGUGCGCUAAUAGCCUAAAUCAUAUAACUUUGAAGGAAUAAUAUUUCAAUAACAAAAAAAUGGUAUAAUAUUAUGUUCAAAAUUAUAGACAGUAUUAAUAUUAAAUAUAGACUUAAGUAUCUAAGGUUUUCACACUAAUAUUUAAAAUACACAUCUUGAACCUAUUAAGUUCAAUUUAAUAGCUUUUGGAAAUUUAUUGUUAAUGAUCUAAUAAUGAUUCAUUGUAAAUUGAUAGUGUGUGCUUUUCACUUGAAAAACAAGCAAGCUAAGAGCUACAGUUCAACAUCCUCCGAGACAUGGUCAUAAUUUUACUUCAAAAUAUCUCAAAAUAACUCUAAACAGAAUAAUGACAUUCAAUAGCUAUAUUGAAAAGACAACAAAGAGAUCACUAGCAAUUAUACUACGUAGACUAGCAAAAUAGGAUGAAAAGCAGAUGCAAAGACUCUGAAAUCGCAACCAUGGCACUGGUCUGCAAUACGGCUGAAUAUGAGGCCCCCAGUGUGGAUUAUAUGUAAAACGAAUUGACAUAUAAUUAAAUGAAGCUAUGAGAAUAACCGGUGCUGUAAAGCUGACCCAAACACAAUGGUUGCCUAUCUUGUUGAAUAUUAUGCCAUUUCAUAUUCAAAGGUAUGAGUCACUGACUAGGAUAAUAACAAAAUGUAAAGAGAACAAAACUCGCUACUGUACCAAAUAUUACAAGAAGUCUCAUCAUAUAAACUUAAAUCAAUCAAGGAAACCUCCAUUGUCACUGCUAAAAAUUAAAUAAGCUCAAACUUCUACGACUUCAUGACAUAGAAAAAAGAAUAGACAGAAAUCAGAAGCUGGUAGAUAACCCUUGUAUGAUGUAAAUACAUCUACCAAGACAUACGUGGUUGGCAGUGAAUCUCAUCUGAACAGAGCAAGGCAGAUUUUUACACUCUAUACAUAAAAGGAAGUACAAAGGCCUUUCAUAUGAUUGUGGAGAUAUCAAGCAAACAAUAGAUCAUAUAGUGACGGGGUGCCUAAAAAGACUUUCUCUCGAGGUCUGACUAGUAUCCACAUCACCCCCAGAAGCUAUAGAAUAGAUCAAAUGACUAGACUUAUGAUUUAUAAACUAUAAUAUUUAAUGUAUUGUAUAUGAAAUGUGUUUGUUAGUAUGGUAUACAAAUUAAAUAAAUACUCAUUUUUAUUGUACUAAAAAGCCAAUGAAAAAGGAUAUUGGCAUAUAGCUUGUAACUUUCAGAGUUGGCCACUGCAAACCUGGUGAACCAUAAUAAUACAAUUAACUAUUUAUAAAAUAAAUAAAUGUGUACAGGUCGUGGACAACGCAGUAAAAAUAUAUAAAGGGACGAUAUCGGACGUGGACUCUUAUUCAGUGUUUUGGGACAAUAAGAAAUUGACACAAACCACGUUAGGCACGCAACUUUCCCAGUUAAAUGCCACAGACAUUUACGUGUGCGGGUUAGCCUACGAUGUCUGUGUUGGUAAUGUAUAAUAUAAACUUAAAGUUGACAUUUUGUUGUUUUUUUAAUUUUAUUUGCCUUUCUUGUCCAACAUCCGUCAUCAUCCCUAGCAUCCUGCUAUACCCUGCUCCUGACUAUUUUGCGGUUUCUGCCAUCAUAAUAUUUCCAUUCUCUUUUAUGUACAGGUGCAACUGUUGCAGACGCACUGUCAAUUGGAUAUCGGACGAUAUUAAUUGAUGACUGUUGUCGCGGUGUCAACCUGAAUGACAUUGAAAACACCAAGAACAGCGUAGUUAAAAAUCACGGGGUUAUUGUCCAGUCGAACGAGGCGAGUAUGAAAACAGAUAAUUAUUUUGAAUUCUACCACUGCCAAAAACAUGAUAUAGAAUAUUAAUGAUUAAAGUUCCACUAUAAUUUUAAAAAGUCGUUCUUAGUUGUUUUCACAUUUAAUCCACGUAACAGGUUAAAGUAUUUUUAUUCUCCUCCUUUAUAUCCUGAUCCAACUUCUACUUUACGUAUCUCUCUCCUGGUUUCAAUCUACACAUUUUCGAUUUUAACUAGUAUCAUUUAAAUCCAAAUCUUUAACACAGGUGAACACAUUGAUGAGAAAUGCGUAUUCUAUAUUGUUGUAUUAGCACCAAAAUUUUACUGUAACUUUUGCAUUUAUGUAUGUAAAGGUGAAAGCAAUGGUCGAAGGACGUGACAGGAGGCCUGAAUUGGGAUAUAAAUUGGCACUUGAGAUUGAAAAGUCUAUGGAAAAAGACGUAUACAAUCAAGAGCUGUUUUGAUCUGACAAAGAACACGCUCAUUGAAUACUAUGUGAAAACGUCACUAUUAUACGUUAAUUAUUUGUAAAACGAUUCACAAAUAAAUUAAUAUUAAUUUGGCCUUGUAUUAAUUAGUUUUUAUCAUGGUAAACAUGUAAAUCAUAUGUUAAUAUGAUUUUAGAAACAUUGUAGUACUUACAAAUGCACUAAAUAUUAUUUUAUUAUAUAAAGUAUAAAUGUUAAAUUUACAUUAGAAACAUAAAUUAAUAUACAAGUGGUUUAUUAAUGAUUACAGUCUUUAUUUAUAUCGCCCAUAUUGUUAUAAACGCUCAAAAACUUAAUUUUGUUGAAGUUUUGUUUUAAGCCGAUUGGUUUGCUUCAAUAAAUUGGCUACAUUGUGUCUUAAAUUAUGCAGUUGUAGUGCUGACAUUUUAACACUUUUGAUUGUGCCGUUUUCCAUUUCCAGUUCAAUAAAAAUUUGUUUCUCAGUUUUAAAUCCUUCACUA
Molecule: messenger RNA, 16411 nt
Organism: Cinara cedri
Lineage: Eukaryota; Metazoa; Arthropoda; Insecta; Hemiptera; Aphididae
Source: the annotation of a GenBank genome assembly